Mytilus trossulus (common blue mussel) is the source of this 2603-nucleotide messenger RNA. RefSeq names its product guanine nucleotide-binding protein G(s) subunit alpha-like. Gene Ontology annotation, molecular function: GTP binding; GTPase activity; G protein-coupled receptor binding. Gene Ontology annotation, cellular component: heterotrimeric G-protein complex. Bases 239 to 1561 code for a protein of 440 amino acids. The record is from RefSeq and is a predicted model, not a curated record. Lineage: Eukaryota; Metazoa; Mollusca; Bivalvia; Mytilida; Mytilidae. The transcript has 10 exons. Gene Ontology annotation, biological process: adenylate cyclase-activating dopamine receptor signaling pathway; sensory perception of chemical stimulus.
AUGAUAUUUAUGAGGUAUAACUUCAUUUUACAUGAACUAUCAGUAGUGCAAUGACUAUAUAUAUACAUUAUUGGAUAAAUAUAUCUACGUUUGUUUAACAUAGACAAUGAGAGUUAUGGUUAGUGAAAAGUGCAACUGACAAAAGAAGUAAACAGUUGGAAAUUCUAUAACAAUACAAACGAAUUGUCUAUUCAGUUGUUAAAAAACUUAUUGGAUAUUAAAGUGUUAUAUGUAAUUUAUGGUUGACUCUACACAACGAGCUUUCACAAAGACUAUGGAUGUCAUGUCAUGUUUUGGUCGAAGUUGUGAUGAACAUUUUAGACAUUAUAUUAAUCCAGAUGAAGCAAAAAGAGCGAAGCAACGUGACAAAGAAGUAACACGAAUACUGAAAGACCACCAUAAACAAGAACUGAAGAAAUUGAAAAUACUUCUAUUAGGUACUGGUGAAUCUGGUAAAAGUACAAUCACAAAACAGAUGAAAAUAAUACACAUAAAUGGCUUCGAUAUGCAAGAAAAAAUCGAGAAGAUAGCCGAUAUUAAGAGAAAUAUUAAAGAAUCUAUCGUGGUGUUGGUAUUAGCAAUGCAACAAUUGGGAAUCUCAUUAUGCAGUAAAGAAAGCUACACAAGUUUGGAGUUUAUGCUGGAAGAAGCAGGAAACCCCAUGAUUCAACACACGAAAGAAUUUGCAACACACGUUCGACAACUCUGGUCAGAUCCAGGUGUACAAGAAUGUUUCAGUCGAUCUCAUGAAUUCCAGUUAAUAGAUUGUGCGCAAUAUUUUCUUGAUAAAGUAGAAGAAGUGUACAAUGACGACUAUGUCCCCUCAGAUCAGGAUAUUUUACGGUGUCGAGUGGUGACAACUGCUAUACAGAAUAUUGAAUUCAAUGUUCCUGAUGGUGGAAACCAAGUUAGAUUCAGUGUAUUUGAUGUUGGUGGUCAGCAAGGAGAAAGAAAAAAGUGGAUACAAGUGUUUGACAGCGUUGCUGUAAUUUUAUUCAUGGUCGAUUGUGGUAGCUUUGAUACAACAUUAAGAGAAGAUCCAACCAAAAACAGACUUCUCGAAGCAUUAGAAAUAUUUGAACAAGUAUGGAAAAACAGGUUCUUGCGGAAUGUCUCAGUUCUGCUCUUCCUGAAUAAAAUAGACGUCCUGGCAGAGAAGGUAGCCAAAGGUCGUUGUAUUGCAGAACUUGUGAAGAAAUAUCCACACAUAUUCCCAGAUUUCGACUCAUUUACUGCUUCAAACAAUGAAAAAAAUGAAUUCUUAGAUUCAUUUUCUACGACAGAGGAAAAGAAAAAGAAAGGGAGAAGCAAUUCAAGACCAGAUUUACAUCCAGAUGUCGUAAAAACAGCUGUUUAUAUAAAACAUCUAUUUAUGAAAAUCGUCAAAGGUGAAAUAAAUCUCCAACACCGAUCAACAAAACAGGACAAAGAAUGGCACACGCAUCAUAGUUGUGAAUAUUAUUAUACUUGUGCAGUGGACACUAAUAACAUCCAAAGAGUUCUGAAUGGUUGCCGGACGUUGAUCAUUCGGAAACACUUGGAACGUUUUGGAAUUAUCUAAGAAUCUCCGAUGACAAUUGAAAAUGUUGGUGCUACAAUUAAUAUUUACACUUGUGCAAUAUUUUUUUUAAUGAAAUUCAACGAAUUGUGUCUCAUCAUUCAUAUAGCUUGCAUAAUAUUAUGUAAUACAGUGAGUCGAACUUAUAAAUAGUCGAACUGCAAACUACACAUUUGAUGCCAUAAAGAGAAACAAAGUGCUAUUAUACAUUGUGAUAUUUUUAUGAACAGUGAUAAUGUCAGUGUAUGUCUGUAUAUUGCGUAUAUGUAUUUGGUAGAGAUAAAGAGGGAAAGAAACGAGAGGGUUAGAGAGGGAAAAAGUGAGUGAGAAAGAGAAGAAAAAAGUGAGAGAGAUAGCGAUAGAGAGAUAGAACAUUUUUAUUUAUUAAUAUAUUUACAUGUGGUUUGUUUUCACAUUUUUUCACAUGUAUAUUGUUUUUGUAUAUUAUUUAUCUUAUCAUUUAUUCAACUAAGAUGUUCCAAGUUGUCCUGUAACUACAAAAUGAUAUUCACUGACGUAAACGUAGGUUUUUUGAUUGACGACCGAACUUAAAAUGAAUUCUGCAAAGUGAAAUUCGACAUAAAGUUUUGAAAUAAAUAUUUAUUACACAUUAAUGUCUGUCAGUCUGUCGGUUAAUUCAAAAGCCAAUCAUCUACAAUUCUUAAGCAGAAAUAAAUGUUUGUUCUCAGUCAGAAGACUACAUACAUUUUGCUUGAUUGAAAAGGAAGAGGUUUUUCCAAUUAGAACAAGAACAUGGAAACAUAUGAUCAUUAUGUGUCAUUAAAACACAUGUGUUGAUGACUCAUUACAGGGUAUGUCUUGUUCAAGAUUCCUUCGCCACUAAGAAUUAAGAAUUGUUGUAAACUUAAAUAAAUUAAACUUAAGCGACCGGAAAAGAAACAAUAACCCAAAUGUUAUCAUCUUGUGACAAAAAAUAGAAAAUUUAGGUAAAUACCAUUAGAAUAUCCUACAUAAGUCUUUGAUUAUCUUUUUUGAAAUUGUUAUUUCUUUUUAUCAUUCCUGUAUGUUUUAGUUGUUAUAAAUU